Ipomoea nil (Japanese morning glory) is the source of this 1476-nucleotide messenger RNA. RefSeq names its product transmembrane protein 184C-like. The transcript is spliced from 5 exons. NCBI's taxonomy places the organism in Eukaryota, Viridiplantae, Streptophyta, Magnoliopsida, Solanales, Convolvulaceae. Gene Ontology annotation, biological process: transport. Gene Ontology annotation, molecular function: transporter activity. The coding region runs from base 437 to 1315 and encodes 292 amino acids. The record is from RefSeq and is a predicted model, not a curated record.
AGAGUAAAAGUUGGGUGUAAAUUUGGAAUCACAAAAAAACAAGUACUCCGUAGUAUUUUCCCUGUAUGUUAGUCUGGCAGGCAAAGCAAGCGAGAUUAUAGUCAUCUCCGCCAUCCCCAUAAAUGUCCAAACUCCAAAAUCAUCAUUUUCUGUUCCCAAUAAUCUAUACUCUGUACCACAUCACCACCUCUUCCGCAAUGUGAAAGGGGGAAAAAGAAAUGGAAGGUGUGAAUCAGGAGCGAGUUGUUUAUAGUUAGUGUGAUAGUACGAAUGCGGGAAUAUAAUAUAAUAAAAUAAAAUCAUUUAAUGCGAUAGUAAGCAGCACAGAUCUGCUAAUCAAUCGCUUCUUUAAUUUUGUUUCUCGCUAAAUAUUUCACCAUAUUUGUCACUCAUACAAACGAUCUCUCACUGCAAACAUCUCUAUAAAUCGAAGAAAAUGGACAGUAUUAACUGGACAAUGACGGCAUGCACUGUGUGCCUUAUGCUCACAUUGCAUUUCACUAUUCAGCUCGCAUCGCAGCAUCUUCUGUCAUGGAAGAAGCCCAAGGAGCAAAAGGCCAUACUUGUCAUCAUCAUGAUGGCUCCCUUGUACGCUAUCAUCUCCUACAUUGGUUUGAUAGAUUUUCUUGGAAGCAAAACGUUUUUCACGUUUCUUGAGUCCGUGAAGGAGUGUUAUGAAGCUCUCGUGAUGGCUAAGUUUUUAGCUUUGAUGUACACAUACCUUAAUAUAUCCAUAAGCAAUAACAUAGUCCCCGAUGAGAUUAAAGGAAGGGAAAUUCACCACUCGUUUCCAAUGACACUCUUUCAGCCUCGCACAGUCCAAUUAAACCAUCAGAGAUUGAAGAGUCUCAAAUACUGGACAUGGCAGUUUGUUGUUAUCCGCCCUUUAUGCUCUAUAUUAAUGAUUUCUCUACAACUACUUGGAACAUACCCUGAUUGGGUUAGCUGGACCUUCACCAUCAUCUUAAAUAUUUCGGUUUCACUAGCUCUAUAUUCACUCGUGCUCUUUUACCAUGUCUUUGCAAAAGAGUUAGCACCACACAAGCCACUUGCCAAGUUUUUGUGCGUCAAAGGAAUUGUAUUCUUCUGUUUCUGGCAGGGGAUUGCCCUCGAGAUUCUUGCUGCAGUGGGCGUAAUCAAAUCGCAUCAUGUCUGGUUCGACGUGGAGCAUAUCCAGGAAGCUCUUCAGAACAUUUUUGUGAUUGUGGAAAUGGUUUUCUUCGCGUUCUAUCAGCAAAGCGCAUAUUCAGCUGCUCCUUAUCGCCAGGCCCAGGCGACGAUGGCUUCAGGCACCACAGACAAAAAGAAAGACUAGUCUGAGAGCACAAGUUUCCUCCCUCAACAACAAUCAUACUAUGCUGGUUCAUGAUCUAUAUAUAACUCAUUUUCCACUUCUUUCAAGUUACAGCAUUGUCCUUGAUACCAUGGCCAUGCAUGUAAUACAAAUAAUAAUAUAUGAUUGUUGCCAUUUUUGAA